Molecule: messenger RNA, 1927 nt
Organism: Cadophora gregata
Lineage: Eukaryota; Fungi; Ascomycota; Leotiomycetes; Helotiales; Ploettnerulaceae
Exons: 2
Coding region: 1289-1927 (212 amino acids)
Source: RefSeq, a predicted model, not a curated record
CCUCCCUUCAACAUCAACAACCACAGUGAUGAUACCUCUCGUACAGCAAUCAAUUGCUUUUAGAGAUAGAGUGAGCCUCUUCCUGAGAGCGGAAUUAGUGCGACCUCGAGACCGCCACUGUUACCACAAGUUCAGUGGAGUGUGCAGUGGAAAUCCGGUUAGUCUACCAUGGAGAAUACGAUGACGCGAUUGAUCAUCCAAAAUCAGCUCCGUUCCCUCUGGAGUUCAGAGACAUGGACGAGUUUGUGGCUGAUUCUGGACCGUCAGGUGAGAGUUUGUACCUUCCCGUUAUAUUUGCCUCCACUCACCAGUCAAACAGGAGCGACGCGCACAGUGGAUGACAUGCCUUUCAAAUAUUCCCAAUUUGGUCGACUGAUUCCAGUGGUCAUGACCUUCUGCGAGAUGGCGAUGUAGAGAUGUCAGAUGUCCAAGCCAAUACCAAAUCUUCUGUACCUCAAGGACCUGUCGAGUGGAAUAAGCUUCCAACAUUAGCCGCUUCAAGAUAUGCUACUCCUUCAAGCUCAAGCGACUAGGUAGUACUCAUUAUCAUAGGCUCAGAUCGGUAGUCUUCGGAGGGUUUGAUGGCAUUACCUAACCUUCGUCAGCAAUCCCCCUAAAGCUCCACAGCCACUCAGAGUAUGUGACGUUGAGCACUACAAGUCGCUCGAUUUGGCGGACAAGUAAGGACUUCACCUCUCUCCCACCCCCUUCUUGACCGGCAACUAAUCAAAAACGCGUCAUAGGACGCGGAGAACCUGUUCUUCGGCCGUCUACGGUAUUCCAUCGAGAAGACUGGAACAUCUGGUACAAGCACUACCGAGAUGGUCAGUGAAACCUGGUUUGUGAUGGUCGAUCGCGCAAUACGGAAACCCAGACCCAUCACAAACAGACAAAUCCUCCAGUCCUGGGUGGAUAUCUACACCAGCGAAUAUCAACGGUGACCUCGAGAUACUCAUGAUCAAUAACAAACAGCAGGCGAAGAGCGUGUCUGUAAGUAUAAAUCUGCUGAUGACAAACACACAAUCUGACGACUCUGCCUCCUAGUAUAUAUCCUCAACAUCAUCUUCGACACUCGAUGAUGACUUCCUCCGCGCCAUCUCCACCGCCUCCAAACGGCACCAGCACAUGAGAUCUACGCGUUUGUUACGAGCAACGAGUUCUACUUCAACAACCUAUUGGCAAUGACUGCUACUGGUAGAUCAUGUUUCAAGGGAACCAUGUUCCAUGUGUUCAGGGGAACUCUUAGGUGCACGGCUCAUGGGGACUGUUGCUUUUCGCCGUUUGGCUCAUGGGAGCCACUAAUAUGUUCAUGGGAACUGGCUUUUCCUUUCGUAACAGUGCUACCAGCAAGGUAUCGUUUUCCUCCCCAGCCUCUCCUGCCAUGGUGCCAAGUUCAGACAUGGGCGGAAAAGAAAAGUGCCGUCUGUGCGUGCCAAGAGCUGCCAUCCAGUCACUGCCGACUCGAGGAGGAAAUGAGAUUUUCAUGCAAAAGGCACGGGAGGAUGCCAUGCGAAAGUGGAAGCGAAUUGAGCUCAAGGAGUCUAUAGACAGCCUGCAAAAAUUGGAAAAGCACAAUUCCCAAUAUUUCACGGCCGAGAUGUCUGUCGACCUUGCGAAGCAGUUAAAGCAAUUGGAGAACCUUACAAUUCUCAUCAAGCGCUACGAAAAUGAAAACUCUGUGAGCGAUGAUGACUACGAUACCGCCUUACUUCUAGAGAAGGAGUUCGCAAAAGUUGACACAGAGAAGAAGCUGCUCAGCGACUCAAAGAAUGCAGUUAAGCCGCUCUUAAGUGCCAUGAAAAACAAGAGCUCUAAGGAGCAAGAGGAGGACGGUGAAGGCAAAGAAGAGGAGGAUUGGGACAUUGUGAAGAAGGACAUGGGUCCUUCUGGUCAGCAGGGACAAGGCCCUACUGCUCAAACUCAAUAA